AUGAAGAACCAAAGCAUCGUGACCACAUUCAUCAUGCUGGGACUCUCCAGUAAACCCCAACUCCAGGUCCUACUCUUCAUCCUAUUCCUCUCCAUCUACAUCAUCGCCCUGCUGGGCAACUUACUCAUCAUUGCUGCCAUCCUUUCCAGUUCCAAGCUCCACAGGCCCAUGUACUUUUUCCUCUUCCACUUGGCUGUGGUGGACAUUAUCUGCACUGCCACCAUCAUCCCCAAUAUGCUGGGAAAUCUAGUGGCUGUGACUAAAUCUCUCUCAUACCGUGGGUGCAUGGUCCAGCUCUUCUUCACAUGGUCUUUGGGGGCUGAGAUGGUGCUCUUCACCAUCAUGGCUUAUGAUCGCUAUGUGGCCAUUUGCCACCCUUUGCGUUACAGCAUCAUGAUGAACAAGACCAUAUGUGUGGGCCUGUCUGCCCUAGUGAUAGUCAUUGCUGUGGUCAACUCGUGGGUGCACACUGGCCUCGUGCUGCAGCUGAGCUUCUGUGGGCCUAACGUUAUCAACCACUUUUUCUGUGAAAUCCCAUCGCUGCUGGCUCUCUCCUGCACCUCAGUGCAUUUAAACGAGGUUAUGGUCUUCACGGCGGACAUUUUCCUAGCUAUGGGGGACUUCCUGUUGACACGCGUCUCUUAUUUUUUCAUUGUCAGGGCAAUCCUGAGGAUCAAAACGGCUCAAGGGAAGAGAAAAGCCUUCUCCACCUGCUCCUCCCACCUCAUUGUGGUGUCUCUUUAUUACUCCACUGUCAUCUACACUUACAUUCGGCCAGCCUCUAGCUACUCCUUCGACAGGGACAAGAUUAUAGCCACCUUGUACACCCUGGUGACUCCAACUCUCAAUCCUAUAGUCUACACGCUAAGGAAUAAAGAUGUCAAGAUGGCCAUCAAGAAAAUGCUUCCAUACCCUGGGAAAUAG
Messenger RNA from Mauremys reevesii (Reeves's turtle), 924 nucleotides. RefSeq names its product olfactory receptor 13G1-like. Gene Ontology annotation, molecular function: G protein-coupled receptor activity; olfactory receptor activity. Gene Ontology annotation, cellular component: membrane. NCBI's taxonomy places the organism in Eukaryota, Metazoa, Chordata, Testudines, Geoemydidae. Gene Ontology annotation, biological process: G protein-coupled receptor signaling pathway. The record is from RefSeq and is a predicted model, not a curated record.